Bolinopsis microptera is the source of this 2099-nucleotide messenger RNA. RefSeq names its product protein ref(2)P-like. NCBI's taxonomy places the organism in Eukaryota, Metazoa, Ctenophora, Tentaculata, Lobata, Bolinopsidae. The record is from RefSeq and is a predicted model, not a curated record. Gene Ontology annotation, cellular component: amphisome; aggresome. Bases 9 to 1400 code for a protein of 463 amino acids. The transcript has 8 exons. Gene Ontology annotation, molecular function: zinc ion binding; K63-linked polyubiquitin modification-dependent protein binding; protein kinase C binding. Gene Ontology annotation, biological process: endosome organization; mitophagy; aggrephagy.
AAUUAGCAAUGAAGGUCAAAUGUUUUGUGACCAUACAAGGUCAAUCUGUUUCCGAGGAGAUACGACUUUUUAAGGUGGACCCCAGCUCGGAAACUCCUUAUGAUGAUCUGUUGGCGAAACUGAUCGACUGCUACAAGAACGAUACAUGUGAGUUCAGCAUGAGCUGGAAGGAUGAUGAAGGUGACGAUAUUGUGGUGAGCAGUAACGGUGAACUACUAGCUGCUCUGGAGGAGUGUCCAGGAGCUCCUAACUCCACUCUCAAGAUGAGCAUCAAAGUGACGGUUAGUAAAGCUAAGGUGUUCGGAGGUCACUGCAACAAAAUGAGGAAGAAGAAAGGUAAGACUGGAGGAAGUAUGCUGCUCCCCAACUGGGAGAACCCUGGCAUGACCCACCCUGGAGUCACAUGUGAUGGUUGUGAGGGACCCGUCAUGGGACCUCGGUGGAAGUGCUCUGUCUGUCCUGACUUUGAUUUGUGUAAACCCUGCAAACGAAAAGGCAUCCACUCCGAGCAUAUCUUCGUCAAGAUUCCUUUCCGGCUAAGAAAUUGGAGACAGUGUGGCACUAUGAAUCCUAUGAUGAUGCCAAUCCACUUCCCAAGUGCUGUCCUUGAAUUGGAGCUGAAAGAUGACUCAGUGACGGAUAAACAAAGAAUUGAACUGGAGGAGCUGCAAAUACAAACUGCAGACAUGUACAUCUCAGAUAACUUGAUCGGAGAACAAUUCUAUGAAUCUAACCACUCUUUGAGCACUGAGCUCUCCGAGAAGACCAUGCCUGAGGAAGACGAAACUACCGGCCCCCCAAAUGAGACUCCUGCUGCUGAGGUUGUCGUGGAAGAAGAGAUGGUUUUUGAAGAGAUAGCUACUGAGGAGGAGCCCGUGACUAAGAGUGUGUACUCUGAGUCUGUACACAUUCCUGAUGACGAUGGAAUCAGAGUUACCGGCAGUGACGAAGGAGACUUUGUUUUACUCAACCCUAAUGACCAUGUUGAUGUUCCAGACAUGACUGAGGAUUCCCAGACUGAGACAUACGAAAAUGUCUACAACGUGACACCUUCAGCCGUUUACCCUACUCUAGAGGAAGAUGCUGCUCCUGCUCCUCCAGCUGCUGCUCCCAUCCUCCCUCCUCCUCUGACACCCACUCCUGCUCCUGCUGCUACCCGUGGACGUGGUGCUGGAAGAGCUCCUUCUAACCGUGCUCCUUUCUCUCCCCCUCCUUCCGCUCCUGUGUCCCGUAAUCCCAUUACUUCUCUUUCUCUGCCUCCCCAUAUCCACGCUGCCCUGUCAUGCAUGCUGGAGAUGGGAUACACUAACAGCGGAGAAUGGCUCGCUAAACUUCUCCACAACAAGAACGGAGACAUCAACAUGGUCAUUGACAUCCUCAACUCCAGGAUGUCCCGUUAGGACAUCCUGCAAACGAGUCUGUCAGUAGCAAUAGUGGACAAUUAUUGUAUGGUGCAAUUGCAUGGUAUUGGUAAAACUGCGCUAAUGUGGACGCUUAUUUCGUGUUAAAACUGCGCUUAUGGACGCGAAUUUUGUUAUUAAACAGUGACUAUAACCACUGAGUUUUAAUUCGGUGAUACAAGUUUGCUGAUUAAUUCUUAAAUCCUGUGAUUUUUGACGUAGCUCUUUAUCAUUUGAGUCUUCUUUAAAACCAAAAGCUUGUGAUUGUAUACGUUUGUGUUUUCAAAAUAAAUCUUAUAGAUCAGAAUUUGCUGAACUUAUUAAUAACUUAUUCAGUCACUUAGCGAUCAUAUUUUUAAAUGUUUUAAAGAAUAAUAAAAAACACUCUGAUCGUGCAUUUACAUACCAGCUGUUACUGUUAAAUUUACUGUAUAUUCUUCUAUCUGUUUGUAGUUUUUAGAUGAUUUAAAGGAUAUCAAAAUAAUGUGAAGCACUCAAUUCAAGAGCAGAAAAUCCCGUACCGAAAUAGAACGGAACUAGAUUUGAACUUUUAAAUCAGUGGCGACAACAUAUUAUUGAAAUUUUAAAAUCAUUUAAUUUCAGGCAAAAUAUUUGCUUGAAGUUGCACUAAAACGUUUUCUGCUUGUAUUAUUAAGAGAUGUUAGUAUCCCUAAAAUAAAAUGUUUUUCAUUUUCUCAA